GUGAGUGGGGCUUCUGCGCAUGCGCGGGAGGGGACGGGGCAGGUGCCGCGUGUAGUUCCGCGUGCGGUACCGGUCCGAUACCGGUCCGUUGCUGUCCGCGUCUGCGCAGCUCUCCCCUCAGCUCCGCACUACCCGGGCCGUGAGGCGCUGUGGGCCCCUGUCACUCUGGGCCCCCGGCUCCGACAGGGCCCUGCCCUCUCAAGGAGGCGGCUCUCAGGGCAUUGCUGGGGCCUGUCCGUGCUGCUGAGCCGCCAUCAGAGGGCUCCGGGGAGCGCUGCCUGCCCCGGGCCGCGCCGCGGGCACCCGGCGAUGGCACAGCGGCCAUGAGGAUCAACCAGAACACGGUGCUGCAGGGCAAGAAGGUGACGCUGGUGCCAUACACCUCAGCACAUGUGCCCCGGUACCAUCAGUGGAUGCAGUCAGAGGAGCUGCAGCGCCUGACCGCUUCUGAACCACUGAGCCUGGAGCAGGAGUACGAGAUGCAGCGCAGCUGGCGGGACGACGCAGACAAGUGCACCUUCAUCGUGCUGGACGCGGAGCGGUGGUCUGAGCAGGCACGUGGGGAUGAGGACUGCAUGGUGGGGGAUGUGAAUCUGUUCCUCACUGACACUGAGGAUCCAACUUUGGGCGAGAUUGAAAUAAUGAUUGCAGAACCCAGCUAUCGAGGCAGAGGAUUUGGCAAGGAGGCGACUCUGAUGAUGAUGUCCUAUGGAGUGACAGAUCUGGGCAUCACCAAAUUUGAGGCUAAGAUUGGUCAGGAAAAUGAAGCCAGUAUCUGCAUGUUCAAGAAGCUUCAUUUUAAAGAGGUUUCUGUGAACAGUGUUUUCCAAGAGGUGACACUGAGGCUGGAUGUCAGUGACCAAGAGAAGCAAUGGCUCCUGGACCAGACAAACCAUGUGAAGAAGAGAAGCUACAUUGAAGUGAAGCUGCCAGCUGGGGUGCUGGAGAGCUGACAGCCAGAACCAGACACAAACCUGGUUUCCAGGGAAAAGCUGGACCUUGCUGUGAGGUCUGAGCGUGAAUGACAGGGCUGCACGUGACUGUUUGGUCUGUUUCCUUUGUCAUCUUGUCACUUUUCCACUUUGUUGCAACAGCUAAGAAUACUGCCUGAAGUUUGGACCUGGAGAACAGCCACUAAUUCAGACUUGGUUAGCAAUGACUCCGUGACUUUAACGUGCUGUUCCAGGAGGGCCUAAAAUCACCAGCAGUUAAUUGAUUCCUGGUGCAACCAGUUUCUGGACAAGCAGCGACCCGUGUUCCUGCUUCCACUGCCCUCAGAGCAAGAUUUGUCACUGUUGCAGAGGAAGUCUGAGUCCUCUGGAAGCUUAAUCUGUUUUCUAUUAAAUAAUAACAAAAAAUAAAAAUCUGAGGUCCCUCUGAAAGCAA
Numida meleagris (helmeted guineafowl) is the source of this 1386-nucleotide messenger RNA. It is a transcript of the gene NAT9, whose product is annotated as N-acetyltransferase 9 (putative). Lineage: Eukaryota; Metazoa; Chordata; Aves; Galliformes; Numididae. Gene Ontology annotation, biological process: protein acetylation. The transcript has 6 exons. Gene Ontology annotation, molecular function: N-acetyltransferase activity. The coding region runs from base 324 to 953 and encodes 209 amino acids. The record is from RefSeq and is a predicted model, not a curated record.